Messenger RNA from Morchella sextelata, 471 nucleotides. RefSeq lists its product as uncharacterized. Gene Ontology annotation, molecular function: structural constituent of cell wall. Gene Ontology annotation, cellular component: fungal-type cell wall. The transcript has 4 exons. The coding region runs from base 1 to 471 and encodes 156 amino acids. The record is from RefSeq and is a predicted model, not a curated record. Lineage: Eukaryota; Fungi; Ascomycota; Pezizomycetes; Pezizales; Morchellaceae.
AUGCUUUUCUUCGGCCUCAUCAUCCCCACCCUUGCCGUCCCCAUCAAGCAUUGGUUUCACCUGAUGUAUACCCCAAAGGGACAAGUGGCCGACUUUACAUCCACCGCCAAUGUUACUGGGACUCCCUGCGGCAAUGUCAUCAGUAGCACUCCCAAUGCCGGCAGCAUAAACGGGGAAUACAUCGUGCGUCAAGCUCAGGCCAUCUGUGGCAGCGCUCACCUCAACUACUGUAACAGAGUCGAGAAGAAAGUACUGGGUACCGUCAGCGGAGCUCUUCUAGCCGGCACCAUCCCUGGCACUGAUGAUCUAGUCGUUCAAUGUUUACCACUCGAUAUGCUUCUUCAUGAUGCUCAGAUCCCGUUCAGGGAGGCGUGUGAUGGAAAGGCAGCUUGCUGUCUGGGAGAUAUCAGUCAGAGUGGAUAUGUCAAUCUUGGGUGUAUCAUGCUUAGUUUACUCGCUGAAGGACACUAA